This is a messenger RNA of Purpureocillium lilacinum, 1134 nucleotides long. RefSeq lists its product as uncharacterized. NCBI's taxonomy places the organism in Eukaryota, Fungi, Ascomycota, Sordariomycetes, Hypocreales, Ophiocordycipitaceae. The record is from RefSeq and is a predicted model, not a curated record.
AUGGCGAGCGCUUCGAGGGCGGCGGCGGCAAUGCUGGUGCUGCCACCCUGCCGGCGCGCUGCCGGCACCCGAACCUCCUCCGUCGUCCACGAGCUUCACCUCCUCGCACGGCAACACCAGACGCGCCCCGCCACGGGCCCGUCGUCACGGCUCUUCACAUCAUCCGCCCGCGCCCUCCGAGCCCCCGCGCCGAAACCCAAAAAGCCCGCCUCACAACCACCGUCCCCGUCGCCCUCUCCCUCCAGGGCAUCACCAUUGCCCUCCUCCACCCCAGCAUCCUCCUCCGCCGCGGCCGCGGCCGCCUCCGUGGCUCCCAGCCGCUACGCCUUCAUCAAGAGCCUCGCCACCAAGCAGACCCCGACGCUGCUCUACGAGGCGCCCUCGCACUUCUGGUUCUACUUUGGCUGCUGGACCAGCGGCGUCUCCAUCGUGGCAUGGACCGCCCUCACGGGCCCGUCGGUCGUCCACCAGCCCGAGGGCGUGCCCCAGUGGGUGGGCGUCACCUUUGGCGCGUCGUACGUGCUCCUCGGCGCCAUGGGCUUCUACCUGCUGUCCAAGACGCCCAACAUCGUCAGCUCCAUACGCGUCCUGCCGCCGCCGCCGACGGCAGCCGCAGCUGCAGCAGCCGGGACGCAGGCCGCCGCGGCCGUCGGGCGCAGCAGCGGCGUUGCCGGAAGGGCCACCGCGGCCGUGGCGUCUGCAUCCGCGUCUGCGUCUGCGUCCGCGCCCGCCGCCAGUGCCUCUCCUCAGAUCGAGGUCACGGUGAAGCGCAUGGUGCCCCUCCUGGCCCCCAAGGUGGUCAUCGCGCCGCUCGACCGCGUGGCCCUCAAGUCGCGCUUCUCCCUGCCCGACGAGUACGUCCCCGAGCUGCGCCGCCGCCACGAGGACGAGAUGGCCCGCCGCGAGCGCGAGCGGACCUGGCGCUUCGACAAGGAGCAUCUGCUGACGAUGCCGUUCCGCCGCAUUGGCCGCGCGUUUGGCAACAUGUUCCGCGGCGUCCGCGCGGCGUGGACCGACAUGGGCUUCGGCGUCAUCACCGUCGACGGCAAGGACUACAAGGUGGACGUCACCAAGGGCUUUGCGCACGACGGGUUCCGUACUCUCGAGCGCAUCGUCACGGUAGGGCCCAAGUGA